AUGACUGUUGAUAAGGGACUAUGGAUCUUGGGUUACGGUUCUCUCAUUUAUAAACCACCACCACAUUUUACACAUAGAAUUCCUGCCAUCAUACAUGGAUUUGAAAGAAGAUUCUGGCAAAGCUCUAUAGAUCACAGAGGUACUCCAGAGGCGCCCGGUAGAGUAGCGACUUUAAUAGCUUAUGAGGAUAUUAUUGCUAGAGAUGAGUUUAAAGAAGAUUUCCAUUUGUAUGAAAGUAAAGAUCCAACGGCAAUCUCCAGAGAUGACUUAACUACAGUCGGUGUAGUGUACUAUAUCCCAUCCGAUCAUGCUGCUGAUGUUAGAGAAUAUUUGGAUAUUAGAGAACAGAACGGGUACACAUCACAUGAGGUCGAUGUUCACUUAGAAGUAUCUUCUUCUCAAGAGGCAGAAUUGAAGGAUUCAUUAAGUCAUUUGGAUAUUCAUGAACCUUCUGGAAGGAAAGUUCUAAGAACGUCGGUAUACAUUGGUACUGUGGAUAAUGAAGCCUUUGUAGGUCCAGAAGAUAUCAAGGCUACAGCUGGUGUCAUUGCUACUUCUCAUGGUCCAAGUGGAUCAAAUUAUAAAUAUUUGAAAUUGUUAUGUGAUUCUUUAGAUGAAAUGGUUAAGGAUGGAUCUAUGAAAGCAACUGAUAACUAUUUAAAGAAGUUACUUGAAGAAGUCCAUAAGGGCCUAUAG
Molecule: messenger RNA, 696 nt
Organism: Maudiozyma saulgeensis
Lineage: Eukaryota; Fungi; Ascomycota; Saccharomycetes; Saccharomycetales; Saccharomycetaceae
Source: the annotation of a GenBank genome assembly